GCAAGUGACAAUUUUGACAGGUCAAGUCAGCGCGAGCCGUCAGUGAGUUUUUUUUUCUUAUUCGCGAAGGGGAUUAUCGGGAUGAACGACGCGAAAUUAAAUUUAACGCCCGAACGAAGGUACGAGAUGGACUUGCGCCUGGAGCUCGAGUUAAGCCAAAGCAUUCGCCAGCAGCGGAUUUUGGAUCGCGAGGUCAGCUUUUAUCACUCGGGCGCGCAGCCUGAGCCCGAAAGGUCCAUUCUCGACAAUUUGGACCGCGAACACGCCGAGUUGCUGGCGGACACUUUCGUUGCUUGCUCCGAUAGCAAGAAGAGGGAGGUGACCGGGGUUAUUUCGAACAUAGUCGCUCUGAUUCGCGAUCGUGAGGGUUUGGCCGACGCCGUGGCAGGGAAGGGGAAGUCUCUAAGGGAGGUGGACGCGGAAAUCGUUAAGGUGACCAAGAAGGUUAACGACCUGAAAAGUCAGGUGCCUACUGAGUUGGCCCAGGUGGAAAGAUGCCUAGCUGGUAAAAAAACGUUGGAGGUACUUGAAAGUAAACUGGAUUCCGUUAUUAAGCAAUGCUGCACGGUGGUGACAGAAAAUCGCGAUCUUCGGGAGGAAAUCGACCACAUGCUGAUUGAAAGGAUGAACUUCAACAAACUAUGGGAGGGCUACAUUACAAACUUGAGCAAUGGGAAGAAGCUCAUGAUGGAUAUCUUCGAGCAAGCAACCAUCGCCUAUGACCAACGAGAUGAGUGGAUCACCAGGUUAAACGCUUUGAGAAAACGCGCCCUAGACGAUUUGAGGCUGCACGUCUCGGAGAUGACUUCGCUGCGCAAAAAAAUGGACAAUGAGCGACUGCUGGAAGAGUUUAUGGCGAUAAAAGGUCAAUUUCGAAAUAUGUCCAACUUGGAGGAGAAGACCAUCCGGGAGCGGGAGGCCAAGCGAAAGCUACUAGACGAUUGCUUAUCGAAGCACAAAGCAAUCAUAAACGAAAUCAAGGCUUACACCAGGAUUAACCCGCAGACGGAAACCGGAAAGGUCAUCCAGAUCUACGUCGACUCAGAGGAGCGCAACAUUUCCACUUUCAAUUACGUCAACGAGCUCCAAUCACAGAUGGAGGUGAUAACCGAGCGGGUUAUGGACAAACAGAAGGAAAUUGAUCAGCAAUGGCAAAUCUCGCAGGGAUUCGUCGUGCGACAGAAGGAAGGGAUCAAGGAGCUGCGCGGUGCGUUGGCUAAGGCGAAGAAGGAGGCCGACGAAUCCAGUCGACAGUUGAACGCAACCAACUCCACGCUGAAAAGCUUGUACGUUGGGAUCGGGAGGCUCUUCCAGAUUUGCAAGUGCAGCAAAGAGCCGUUUAUGCAACUCCUGCAUGACUUCGGCAGCGUGAACGAUCACAACGUGUUCUGCUUCGUGGAGGUUCUCGAGGGCACGGUCAUUAACCUGUUGGCGAACGUCUACUUUAGGCAAAUCACCACCGUUCCCUUACAGAAGAAAACCGCAAAAGCAGAACAGGAAGUUAUCGACAGCACUAUUUCGGCACCUCCUAACUCGGCGAUCCAGGAUAUUAUUCCCACAAAUCCUUGUCCAUUAUGCACCGAUCGUGAGUUGGUCAGUGACGUUAUUGACACCCUCCAAUACGCGCUAACUCGUGACGAGGUGGCGGAUAAGCUGAGUCUGAGGUUGGCGUUGCCCGACGGUUUGGAGAAGCUCCACAACGUGUCGGCGUGCCACCUCCCGAAGUCGCGUCAAAUUAUACAAAAGCGGCUACAGUAGAAA
Molecule: messenger RNA, 1761 nt
Organism: Photinus pyralis (common eastern firefly)
Lineage: Eukaryota; Metazoa; Arthropoda; Insecta; Coleoptera; Lampyridae
Exons: 9
Coding region: 82-1758 (558 amino acids)
Source: RefSeq, a predicted model, not a curated record